ACAUUUCUUGAUCACUAAAAUAAACUGACCCAAAUAUCAACCAUGGCCUGGAAUUUCACUAAAACUUCCCUCUUGCUCCUAAUUUCAAUUUUUACAAUUGCCAUAUCAAGAACAACAAUAGCAAGUGAUCCUAACAUCCUUUCAGAUUUCAUUGCCCCAGAAAAUCAAACCUCUGUUGAUGCCUAUUACUUCACAUACACCGCGAUGCGCGGUAUAUUUCAAAAAUCUAUUGAUACAGUUACUACAACAAAGGCUACAAAAGCAGAAUUUCCAGCUCUUAAUGGUCAAGGAGUGUCCCUAGCUGUACUUCAAUUCCCUCCGGGUUCUGUAAACCCGGCCCACUACCACUGUCGCGCUACUGGACUCUUUCUCCUUCUUGAAGGCGUUUUAGAAGUUGGUUUCGUCGAUACAAAGGAUGUUUUGUAUACCCAGAGACUAAAAGCAGGGGACAUUUUUCUUUUCCCUAAAGGACUACAACACUAUCAGUAUAAUUUUGAUCAUAAGAAAACAGCAGUUGGUGUAGCUGCUCUUGGUAGUGCAAGUCCUGGCACUGUUUCAUUGCCAUCCUCAAUUUUCAGUAGUGGAAUUAGUGAAUUGGUACUUGCUAAGUCAUUUAAGACUGAUGUUAAGACAAUUAAGAAGAUCAAAGCAGCAACAUCAACACCCUGAUGUCAAGGCUUUCUCCAGAUUGUCAAAGGCGUAUCCAGGAUUUAAAUUUAAUGCGUUCAAUUUUUAAGAUUCGUACCAUUGUAUUUAUUGUACUGUUAAAAGUAUGGAUUUAGAUUUAAUAUUUCUUCA
Lycium ferocissimum is the source of this 798-nucleotide messenger RNA. RefSeq names its product putative germin-like protein 9-2. The record is from RefSeq and is a predicted model, not a curated record. Bases 43 to 669 code for a protein of 208 amino acids. Lineage: Eukaryota; Viridiplantae; Streptophyta; Magnoliopsida; Solanales; Solanaceae. Gene Ontology annotation, molecular function: manganese ion binding. The transcript has a single exon. Gene Ontology annotation, cellular component: cell wall.